Messenger RNA from Polypterus senegalus (gray bichir), 4631 nucleotides. RefSeq lists its product as uncharacterized. Bases 140 to 1405 code for a protein of 421 amino acids. The transcript is spliced from 6 exons. Lineage: Eukaryota; Metazoa; Chordata; Cladistia; Polypteriformes; Polypteridae. Gene Ontology annotation, biological process: regulation of apoptotic process. The record is from RefSeq and is a predicted model, not a curated record.
GGCUGUUACUACCGUUCUUUUUAAUAAUUAUGUGAUCUAUUGUCUCUUUAAAUUGUAUUAAAGUAAGUUGACCCUCUAUAUACUUCAUCAAAACCAGAAGGCUGAAUAAACGAAUAACGUGAAGGCUCAAAGUCUAUGUAUGGAGAUUCGGCCUAAAACACACACCACAAUGGCGACCACUCCUGUGGAACCCCAGUUGCUCUCAAUUGCUCGAAAAGAUGCCCAGAAAGUACUGGAAGUGUACGUCAAACGCAGCCUAAGCAUGAACGAAGGCACUCGAGAAACUGUGAGGUCACUGGGCAGAGGAAGGUCUAAGAAUGAAACCGUUGGAAAGAAAACGGUGAAGAGAUCAGUCAGUGACACCACUGAGCACCUGAGACCUGUGCUUGAGGAGAAACACCACAUGUCCACCGAUUCUGUGCACUCUGUCAGCACUGCUGAGGCGGAGACCAAAGCGGAGAAUUCGGCAGAGUUUGAACGAAUGCAAAGAAAAUCCAUAAAAAAGGGCAAAAAAACAUCAUCCCUUUUUAAGAACUUCAUUAGCUUAUUCUGGAGGAAGGGGGGUGAUGAGAAGGAAUCGGAAUUGGAAGAAAAGCCCGUCUCUGCUCCCCUGAACACUCCACAGGCUCCAUCUGGCUGCCUCCCCGUUUCACGGCAGCUCUCUGAAGAAUAUUACCAGCCCUUGAAACCUCAAGUGGCAAAGCCUGAAAGAAAGAGAAGCCUCAAAAAGACAUUUUCCUUUAAGGAUAAGAGACAGGAUGGGAACAAUGCUCAGGUUAAGGAUAAAAAGCAUGAUGAAAACAAGGCCAAGCCUAUUAAAAGGCCAUCCUUCCUUGCUUUGCGCGGCACACCUGUCAAACCGCCAGUUCGGAAUGUGCUACCAGGAGAGUCUUACUACGAGAAGCUAUCGGAGGAGAUGGUGAGAAUUGUCAAAGCUCGGGAAUCGAUUAAUGUUCAGGCAGACGAUGUGUUUGAAGCUGAAAGCUUUAUAGCCAACGAUGUCGAGGCUGACGGAAAACCAGCCCAUUCCGACGCCUUUCUGAUUGACCAGAUUGUAUUGCUGCUGCAAAGAGAAGGAGAUCGAAUUGAUAACAAGCUCAAGGAGAAUGUCGCACUCAGCACUUUUUUCAAAAGCCUGGACUACAGCUCUUUCCAGCAGUUGGCAGAUCGUUAUGUCGAGACUGAGAUCAGGAAUCAGGAAGCCCAAGGAAGAAUCCCAGAGCUAGUCAAGUUUGCUUUCACUUUGGACCUUACUGCCAAGGUGGCUGGUAUCUGUAACCAUACAGUCAAUCGCAUUAUGGGCUUUGGGAAUCAGUAUCUUCAAGACCGUUUCACACAGUAUGCCAACAGUCAGCCAAUGGAUGUUAAUUUCACACCAGCAGAAAGCAUUCCCAGCCCUGACUGAACCAGGCCUUGUGGUUUUUUUCCACUGAAUGUCUUAUUCAAACUGCUACUUGCCAGGAAUCUCGGGGAACCAGAAUUAUUCUUGCUGAGAACUCUUAUUUUAUUAAAAAUGGAGAAUUUUAGAUUUAUUUAUUUAUUUUUUUUAAAUUGUGACAGUUCAACUAGAAUAUUGAUUUCUGGCAAAGCAGGGAUUAUCUUUUGAGCUAUGAUGCCAAAAGCAUUCAUUAGACUAAACAUGUCUGAAGAGCAACGGAAGAUGAGGAAGGAACAAACUAAGGAAGGAGCAAAGCCUCUGAUAGAAGAAUGGAUAUUUUGUGUGUGUGUGUGUGUGUGUGAAUCAUGGCCUCCACAUACUACUGUACAUAUCCACAAACCUGAGAGGUGAAGUAGGAGGUGAUUGUAUUUGCGCAGAAGUUGUUCAAGGUCUUAAUUAUGUGUGCAUAGUACAGUGGGGUUCUUAUUUAUAUCUUUUGCACAGAGUAGCCACUAUAAUAAGAAUACGCAUACAGCAGUGUACAUUAAAUAUGUCCGAUAACACAGCAAGUAACCCUGAAUAGGUUAAUUUGUGCGAAGGUCCUUUUUGGUAAACAGGACAUGUUUUGGGAGGUCUGAGGCACUUAGGACCACUUUUGCUGUAGUCGGUACACAAGUUCCUCCAUUAUCUACAACAGAUUUUGUUUUAGUUUUUUAGAGUCUUGUAAAGCCUAUUUUUAACUGCAUGUGCUUUGAAUAUGUCCGGUGAGAACAAAGGAUGUGUCUUUGAGAUGCAUGACAGUGCAGUUCAGAUAAAUAAUGCAAAAUGUAUUGAUAACGUUAGCUGAUAAGGAUUUAAUUUUGUUUGUUUGUUUGAUAACAACAAGGAAUCUUUUCUGUGCAUUUCAAGCUCGUAUCUUGCUUACAAUGUCUGGCUCUCAAAGAAAAUGCAUCCUUUAGCUUUUUUUCUGUGCAGUAUUGUAUUUACAUUUUAAUAUAGGAUUUUUUGGCUUUUUUUAACUAGUCACCUGUUUAUUGCUUAUUAUUCGGCCGAUGACUUUAUCCAAGGCAACUUACAACGGAUUACAUUUUUCUAAAUGGAGCCCAGGCAAGUGAAGUGACUUGCUCACGGUCACACAGUGUCAGUAGUAGGGUUUGAACCCAAAAGUCUUAUCCACUACACCACAGUGCCUGCUUAGUCCAUCCAUAUAGACCGGCAUAGUGGUUUAGGCUUUGGACUUCAAAUCCUGCUCCUGACAAGGUGUGACCCUGAGCCAAGUCACUUCGCCUGCCCACCGUACCAAUUGGGAAAAACCAAAGCAGAAGCCAUGCAUCCAGUAUCUCAAAUAGUCCCAGUCACUUUCAGUAAUGCCCACUAGAGGGGGCUAUCCCCAUCAAACACCAGCUAGUAAUGAGGGGGAAAUUUUUUUUUUAUUUAUUUUUUUUCUUUCUUUCCACAAAGUGCUCUGUUAUACUGUAAAGCUCUAAAGAGCACAAAAUGCAGAGAGGAAUUGUCAGCAAAGGCAAUCCAAAGUGAACAAAGUCCCACUACAGAAUCAAAAAAAGAAUAAGAAGUAAACUUCAUCAAAAUGAACUGCCAGGAACUGGGGGAGACCCUCUGGUUUUAUAGAGCAGAGUGCACUUCCACCUCCCGAGGGACCACCCCCAAAACUCCUGGAACGUAACGCAUGCAUCUUAUAUACAUACACAAAAUCAAAAAUGGGGACUGACGCACACAAUCAAAGUGAUAUAACACAAAUCAAAGAAGAGACAAAAAAACAUUAAUUUCAAUUCCAGCCAGACGAAAAGAACCCUGGGAGAUGGAGCAAGUCAUCUUGGUUAAAGGUGUCGGCCAAAUAAUAAGUAAUAUUAAUAUUUGUUAUAGUUUGAAGGGAUGCAAGAUGGUACGUUAGCUAAUGCCGCUUUGUCCUGGGUCGAUAAUCCUAGAUUUGCAGGGGGGCUAAGAACUGUUCGUAUGGAAUUUGCACUUCUAAAGGUGUGUAACUCAAGCUAACAGAUGACUCUGAAAUGCCCUGCUGUGCUUGUGUGUGAGCCCUGUGACUGACUGGCACCUUGGCCGUGAAAAGUGGGAUAGGCUUCAGGGCUUGGGACCAUCGAUUGAAUUAAAAGUGACAAAUGAUUAGCAGAUGUUAUGCAGAUCUUUUAUAAACCUCAAAUGAAUGCAAGUCAUGCUCAUUCUGUACGCUUGUUAAACAAUCAAUGUCCAAAAAAGUGCCUACAGUUAUAAUGUAUUAUGUUCUAGCUAGACCAUAUUAGAUGUGGUUGAUUUAUCUCUGAAAAUUUCAUUGUUAGGGAAAUAUUGAUAAUGGUAAUAACUGUGUGCGAUUAACACUGAUUAAGAAAAGCAUGUUUAGUGAAAUAAGGCAAUUACAGCAGCACAGUGGUUAAGGUUGUUGCCUCAUUGAUCCAGAAUCCUGAUUUUGAGCUCCCUAUACCCUAGUAGUUGCCUAUGUAAAUUUAUCUUUCAGGUGUGCCCAUUUUUCACCCACAUGCCAAAGUACAUGCAGGUUAGAUUAACUAGCGACUUUGGCAUGGCCCAGCAUGAGUGAGGACGUGUGUGUGAGUGAAUGUGUGUGUUGUCUGCAUUGGACAGGCGCCCUGCUUCACCUCUUGCAGCUUGGCUCCGCCCCUAAUGAGCCAGUUGAAGUGAGUUUGUUUAAUGAGGUAACGUCCAAUCAGCACUGCAGAGUGCGAAUGGUUAAUAUUACCACACAGGCCAGAAUUUUCCCAAUCCUAAAUCAUACAUUAACUCUAACUUUACAUUUUUAUGUUUUAUUUGAAGAAUAUAACAUUGCAUACAAUCAAGUCAAAUAAUAAUGAAAAUAGAAAUUUCGCCAGUCCUUGAGCUAAAUUGCCAAAUACUAGGUCAGCCUGCUCAUACAACGUAAAUCUCGUCUUUGCACUUAGAAGCACAAGUAGGGCAUACAGUCUGUGGUAAUACUUCACAGCCUUCCCGAUAUGCACAGCUUAGAGUUGCAUUCCUGUUUUUAUGAUAAUUGAGGUCUUUUACUGUGAAUAAUAAUUAAAUGUACACUGGAUCUGGGAAUGUGAGCCAUAUUGAGAAAAACACUUGUAUACGUAUACCUCAUUUGCAUAAACCAAAAUUUGAAGAAUGCCUUUAAUACUUUGUAAAUGGAAAAAAUUGUUUUUGUGACUUUUAUGUGAGCUGGCACUCACAAAAUAUAUGGUGCUAUGUUAUAAACUGUUUAAAAUAAAUUGUACUGUUUUUGGUA